CCCCCCCAUCAACGACACCCCACUACCACCACCACCGCGCCUCCACCGCCUCUCCUGCCGCCCUCUUUCCUCCCGCGGACAGGACGGCCCGGGCGCCAGUCGUUCACCCUCCGGGGGCAGGCUGAUCCUCCCCCCGGGAAUGCUGCCUGAAGGAUGCUGUGGUUCCCGGUAAAGAAGAUCCGGAAGCAGUUCAAGCUGCUUCUGCUCCUGGUCCUGCUCACCUUCGCCGUGUGGUUCACCUACCUGCACAUCAGCCUGGUGCGCCAAGGCAAGGCGCUGCGCCUCCACUUCGCCUAUGGCCGGGAUGGUGAACGGCUGGGCGAGGUGACAGAUCCUGGAAGACGAGUGGCUGGGGCCCAUGCAUCCUCUCCUCAGAGAAAGGCAGAGGACUCCAGCGAGAGUCGGGAGGAUGAGCAGAUGGUGGACGAGCAAGGUGUUGAUGGAUGGUAUUCCAAAAGACUUGGUCUCGACAGAGUUGCGAAACCCUCCAAGCCAAAUGUAACCAAGCAUGUUCUGCCAUGGAAAGAACAGUACAAAGGGAAAGCCAAUCUGCAUGUUUUUGAAGAUUGGUGUGGAGGAGCUGUGGGACAUCUAAGAAAGAAUCUGCAUUUCCCCCUCUAUCCUCAUACACGUACAACGGUAAAAAAGUUGGCUGUAUCUCCCAAGUGGAAGAAUUAUGGGCUACGUAUUUUUGGCUACAUUCAUCCUUUCAAAGAUGGGGAUUUCCAGUUUUCUGUAGCUUCAGAUGAUAACUCAGAAUUCUGGCUCAGCUCUGACGAGACUCCAGCCAAUGCACGUCUGGUGGCCUUUGUGGGCAAGCUGGGUUCUGAGUGGACUGCCCCAGGAGAGUUUACAAAAUUCAGCUCACAGGUCUCCAGGCCAAUCCGUGUCCUCUCUUCCAGACGCUAUUACUUUGAGCUGCUCCACAAACAGGAUGACCGUGGAUCAGAUCAUGUGGAAGUUGGUUGGAAGUGUUUUUGCCCCUCACCAUUCAUGUUUUCUCUCCUCUCCACUCUCCCUUCAGAUGAAUCUAGUCUGAAAAUGAAUGAGGUGGAACAUGUGCCUCAGUCCUUCGCCAGCCAUACUGGCAGCUACCUCUGGAAUGAACAGAGGAGUGAGCAUGGAGCAGAUAUGCUGAAGCCUGACCCUCGGGACAUUUUCUUCCUCACUCCCCAGAUUGAACCGUCCCAUGUGGAGAACGUGCUGGUGCCCUGUGCUUACAGCCCCACAUAUGUGGUGAAGGACUUCCCUAUUGCCCGCUAUCAGGGCCUACAAUUUGUCUACCUCUCAUUUGUUUAUCCCAAUGAUUUCACCCGGCUUACGCACAUGGAGACAGAGAACAAAUGCUUCUACAGAGAGUCCCCGCUUUACCUGGAGAAAUUUGGCUUUUACAAAUACAUGAAGAUGGAUGAAGAAGAGGAGGAUCAGCAUCAAAGAGGUUUUCUCUUCCUCAACCCUGAGAAUUUUCUGGAGGAAGAAGAGGAAGGAGCUGACAGUCCAGAACCCACCGACCCACUCCCCAAUGCUAAGAGGAAGAACCGCAGUGUUUUGGACCCAGAUGUGUUCCCUGGGGUGAAGCGGAAAGAGAAGCUCCAAACCACAACAGAUUAUGGGAAUGACAUGGACUACUAUCCCUUACAUCAGAAGCAAAAGAGGUUUAACCAAGACAAAGCCUUGACAGGGCAACCUGUCGCCACAAGUACAAACAGCAGACCCAGUUUGAGUCCUGAGACUCCAUCCAAGGACUUCCAGAUUUAUGAGAAUGCAGCUGCUCCUGGAGAACAGACCGUUGUCCAUGGCCGGUUGCUCAGCUGGGUGCAGGAUGAGGGGGAAACAAUGGAGGAGAAGAGAAGGAAAGGGGGUGACCUGGAGCUGCUGUCACCGUCAAAGCAGGAUAGCUCCCCUGGCGUCCAGCCCCACCUGUCUAUGCCCUUCUUUACUGGAAAGGCAAAGCAGCAGAGUCCUAAGGAGGAAAAACAGCCCAAGAAGGAUACCAAGAAGCCCCCAGAGAAAGUAUAUGUGACCCGUCUGCAGCCUAGCAAAAAGAAAGCUCCCUUGCAGAAUGAUAUUUUCCCUGGAGUCUUUCUCUACCCCAAGCCACCAAGGAAAGUACACUUGAACUCCAGACUCCCUCAGUGGCGCCCUGCUCCCUCCGACAAGCUCCAUACAUUCCCCAGACAUAGGACUUAUUGGCUUACAGGCAAUGGCUCUAGGGAAGCAGAGCCUACUAGAAGGAGAAAUCAGAGGGCCAGCAAGAAAUGGGAACAGCUAUAUGAUCGGGAGGUCCCCAAGGGUAGGAGUAAGCAGAAGACACAUCCCAGUGUUUCAACCUUGCCUGAAGAAGGGCUGUUCAGUAAAGAAACCUUUGAGGUCACCACCCUGGCAAGGACUACCCUGGAUUACAAUUCAUCAGAGGUAGUGUUGUCCGAAGGUGUGCGAGUGACAUCUUUCAUGCGGAUGUCUGAGAUGACAGAAUCUCAGCAGGAGGACAUUGAGGGCCCAGAGAAGGCCCAGGAAGAGGAGCUGGAGGAAGAGUUGUCUGACUACAGCUAUGAGAACUCUGAGUUGCAGCAGAGCUGGCUAGAGGACUCCAUUAAUUGGCAAAGGACGUUCAGUGUGAGCCCUGUGGACUUUGAGCUGCUGCGUUCAGACUGGAAUGACCUGCGAUGCAAUGUCUCAGGAAAUCUGCAGCUAAGUGAAAGUGAGGUUGUGGACGUGGUCGCCCAAUAUAUGGAGAAACUAAAUGAGAAGAAUGGAGGCAUCUAUACCCUCUUGCGGAUCAUCAAUGUGGAGAAGCGGAGAGACACAGCCAGGGGCAAUCGUUACCUGGUGGAACUAGAACUGAUGGAGAGAGGCCAGAGGACAGUACGGCUCUCCGAGUACAUCUACGUCCUACUCCACCAAGGCAAGUCAGAGGACAGCACAGAAGUCAACCCUGAGGGGCCUGCGACUCUCUCCACCGAACCUCAGCCACCACCUAGUGCCUGGAGCUUGCUCUAUGGGAAACCUAUCCUCUGCCGACCUCUCCGGCUCAGCUGGAGGCAUGAUGUCUUGGUGCAUUUUGUGGUGCCAGUUAAGAACCAAGCUCGCUGGGUUCAACAGUUUAUCUCAGACAUGUCCAACUUAUACUUGAAUACCAAGGAUGCCAACUUCAAUGUUAUCCUUGUGGAUUUUGAUAGCGAUGACAUGGAUGUGGAGAAGGCCCUUCAGAAGGCUCACCUGCCCAGGUAUCAAUACUUGAAGCGUACUGGAAACUUUGAACGCUCAGCUGGACUUCAAGCUGGGGUAGACUCCAUUGAGGAUGGUAGUAGUAUUGUGUUCCUGUGUGACCUGCACAUUCACUUCCCACUCAACAUCCUAGACAGCAUCCGGAAGCAUUGUGUAGAGGGGAAACUGGCCUACGCACCCAUCGUCAUGAGACUGGGUUGUGGGAGCUCUCCACAAGAACCCAAUGGCUACUGGGAAGUGAAUGGCUUUGGACUCUUUGGAAUCUAUAAAUCCGACUUUGAUCGCAUCGGAGGGAUGAAUACCGAAGAGUUCCGGGACCGCUGGGGUGGGGAGGACUGGGAGCUCUUGGACAGGGUGCUUCAGAGUGGGCUGGAGGUGGAACGUUUGCGACUCAGGAACUUUUACCAUUAUUACCAUUCCAAACGUGGCAUGUGGAAUUCACGCAGCAAGAAGACACCCAAAGACUAAAUGCCAGCCCAGCUGCCGUCCACCAAGCCCCCCACUCUUGGCCUUCUUCAGGAGGUAAAAGGGAGGCAGCAGCCACCUCAACUUUGCUGCCACAACUCAGCACAGUUUUCACAAGUGCUGAAGAUGCACUUCUGGACGCAGCACCGGUUGGAGGCCUGCGCUGGGGCGCCUGGGAUUGAGAGUUUCUAUGGAACUGUUUAAAGCAAACCAUGUUUACUUUUGGAUUUAUUUGUUUUUGUGACUUUUCUUAAGGGAUCUAAUUUCUUAGUCAGAAGUUACAUUUAUUAACUCAGUAGUGCUGACUGGUCAGGAUUCCUGCUAAGGCAAGAAUGGGACAAGCCCUCCAGUAUUAAUGCCAGCCAAGAUGUAGCUGGAGCUACAAAAUAAUUAAACAGAUGUCAGGGGAAGAUCACAGUGGUUCUGUGGUUCACAUGCCUUGUAGUGUCAUGUCCUAGCUUUAGUCUGUAAAAAAUGAGCCUGGGAGAAGCAGAGUAAGGAGACUCUUUGGUAUGGCAAACUAUGUUCAUUCUUGAGGGGCUUGGGGCCUCCCUCCUUGUUCAUCUGAACCCGGCACUCAGGACAGUUCAGCAUCUUGAGUGGAUUUAAAGGGAGGGGAGGCUCUGGUCAAAAGAAGGGUAUGUGUCAAUUUUUCCUGUAUUAUUCUGGAUUUAUAAUUCAUGCUAACCCUGCUUGGGUUCGCCUCUUAUUUAGCCUUAGGCAGAUAUAGCCCCAAGGUUCAGGCCCGUGGUUUUUUUUUAAACCUAUAUACCAGUUUCUGUGGCUAAUGAAAGAACUGAUAAUAACUAUCAGUCUAUGCUCUUAUGCGAAGAUGGAGGCAGGGAAUAUUUGUUUCCCUGGGAAGCAAGACAAAAUGGCAAUCACUACAAGAUGCAUUUCUCUUGCUAAAGGAACUGGCUUGUGCAAGUGGCUUGUGCUUCCUAUUCUUCCACAUAUCCAAUCAAAAUAAAGAGAUGCACGGGACACUGCUAAGAGGACAUCUUCCAGGUGGGAAUGUUAUAGUGCUCUCUUUAGACACAUUGCAAUUGGUCAGGAACAAGAAGCAUGAGGCACUCCCACUUCCUUUGCCUUCUGCAACAUUGUUGCAUCUGAACAAACUGUGCCCUCCUCAUUCCCUUCCCUCCUUCAUCUGUUAUUUGGUGUUUGUUUUUUAACAGUGUGGAGCAAGAGUUACUUUCUAGAGCAUUUGAAAUGGUGACGGGGACAGAAUGGAUGUGUUUCACCAGAACCAUCAGCAGAGGAGAACUAAGAGUGAAGAACAACUAUGGGGAACCCAUAAGGGCUGAAUUGCUAAGUAAACCUAAGGGAGUUAUCAUUGCCCACUUGUCACCAUUCAUACAGCCAAGCUAAUGGGGAAAAAAAGUAGUCACACUUUUACACCAUGAGCAACAUCACCAUGCCUGCAAAAAGCUCUCUCACUUAGGGACAGGAUGCUAGGAAAGAUGGAGGUAGGCUGGGCUAUGAAUGAAUGAAUGAACAAAUGAAUGAAUGAAAGAAUGAAUGGACAGACUCAUUAGGAAGCUACUCCAGUUUUACUCCAGCUAACCUCCUCCAUUCACCCCCCCAAAAAAAA
Pogona vitticeps (central bearded dragon) is the source of this 5287-nucleotide messenger RNA. NCBI's taxonomy places the organism in Eukaryota, Metazoa, Chordata, Lepidosauria, Squamata, Agamidae. The record is from RefSeq and is a predicted model, not a curated record.